AUGGAUUUCUCCAUGAACUCCUGAUUAUUCCUGUGGAUUCUUCAAGUGUUUCUGUCUAUUAUGAGAAACCAGUCCGCGCAAGGCCCGCACGAGAAGCGACUGCUGCACACGCUACUCGACCACUACAACGUGCUGGAGAGGCCGGUCGCCAACGAGUCGGAUCCACUGCAACUCAGCUUCGGACUCACGCUUAUGCAGAUCAUUGACGUGGACGAAAAGAAUCAAAUUCUUACCACAAACGCUUGGUUAAAUUUGGAGUGGAACGACGUCAACCUGAGAUGGAACGCGACCGAGUUCGGCGGCGUGAAGGACUUGCGGAUACCGCCGCACCGGAUAUGGAAGCCCGACGUGCUCAUGUACAACAGUGCUGACGAGGGCUUCGAUGGGACGUAUCCGACCAACGUCGUGGUCAGAAAUAACGGCAGCUGCUUGUACGUUCCACCGGGCAUCUUCAAGAGCACAUGCAAGAUAGACAUUACGUGGUUCCCCUUUGACGACCAGCGCUGUGAGAUGAAGUUUGGUAGCUGGACCUAUGAUGGCUUUCAGCUGGAUCUCCAGCUCCAGGACGACGGGGGAGGCGACAUCAGCAGCUUCAUCACGAACGGCGAGUGGGACCUGUUAGGUGUUCCUGGGAAAAGGAACGAAAUUCACUACAAUUGCUGCCCCGAACCUUAUAUAGACAUAACUUUUAUCAUAAUCAUACGGCGCCGGACACUCUACUACUUUUUCAACCUUAUAGUUCCAUGCGUUCUCAUCGCGUCCAUGGCUGUCCUGGGCUUUACUCUACCACCGGACUCGGGCGAAAAACUAUCUUUAGGUGUAACUAUCCUUCUCUCUCUUACGGUUUUCCUAAACAUGGUGGCGGAAACGAUGCCCGCUACUUCUGAUGCUGUUCCUCUAUUAGGCGUAACCAUACUCCUUUCCCUUACGGUGUUCCAUAACUUGGUUGCAGAGACCCUGCCUCAAGUGUCAGAUUCAAUGCCUGUGUUAGGAACCUACUUCAACUGCAUCAUGUUCAUGGUGGCCUCGUCGGUCGUGUCCACGAUACUCAUCCUAAACUACCACCACCGGAAUGCCGACACGCACGACAUGUCUCCGUGGAUCAAGACCAUCUUCCUGCACUGGUUACCGUGCCUGCUGCGCAUGAGCAGACCCGCGAGCGACGCCGACCCGGCGCGCAAGUCGCUGCAGCUGCGAGAGCUGGAGCUGAAGGAGCGAUCCUCCAAGAGCCUGCUGGCCAACGUGCUGGACAUCGACGACGACUUCCGGCACUCGGGGGCCGGCGGAGCGGCGGCGUCGGCGGCGGGCUACCUGCGCUCGCACCACGACGACGGCGGCGGCGGGGGCGGUACCCCUGGAGGCGGCGGCUCCGCCCCCGGAGGCGGCGGAUCCUCCUCGUCGUGCCUGGGCCCGCACCGCGAGCUGGCGCUCAUACUGAAAGAGCUGCGCGUCAUCACGGACAAGCUGCGGAAAGAGGACGAGGCGGCGGAGAUCACCAACGACUGGAAGUUCGCCGCCAUGGUGGUGGACCGGCUGUGCCUCAUCAUCUUCACGCUCUUCACCGUCAUCGCCACCAUCGCCGUGCUCUUCUCGGCGCCGCACAUCAUCGUCACAUAAUAAUGCCCGGCGGCCGAAUGCGGCGGGCGCGCCAUCUUGGUUGUGAAGCUAACUGAACAGCAACAAUUCAGAAUCCCUCUCGGUCUUCUUCUUUUUUUUUAUUACACACCGCCCGACCUCCCGAAGCGCAUUUAUACGAUACGUUCGAGGUGAGUGUGGGGCACACGAAAGUCCGAGAUUUAGCGGCCAUUCGCGGCCAUCUUUUUUUUUUUAAGAAAACAACAAAAGACAAACGUUAAAGCCACACGCCCUCUUUUGAUAAAAGAGAGCGCUGACAGAACUAUGGCGGUGGUCGCCUUACCCCCUCCCCCCCCCCUGGUCCGGGAACUCUCUGAGGGUCGAGCUGGGAAUCUCCAAAAACCCAUACACCCCCCCACCCCCCUGGCCGUAAUUUUUCUGAGAUCUGCCUGGAGCCCUUAUUGGUACGACCUGAAGGCAGCUUCGACCCCAGCAACCGGACAGUAAUGAGUGUGUGAGUGUGUAAAAAAAAAUGAUAAAUAAACUGGACGGCAAAAACAUGUUUUAUCACAUCGCCUUUUUCGCUUCCACUGCCCUCCUGAUACUACACACCAGCCAGGAAACCAGACUUACCAAUGCGUUGGCUUGCGAAGUUUCUCAACGGUAUAUUUGUUUCCGUAACUUUAUUCCGUAGCUCAGAACUAUUAAGAACAAGUUUUUACAACCAUUAUUUUUUUUUUCACUUUCAGUAGCUAUAUGUUCCAGCAAGAAUGAUCAUUUUGCAAGUAUGAUUAAGUGUAAAAAAAACACCUUUGCUUAUAAAUACGUAGUCAUUGUCUUCCACUUUGAUUGCAUGACAAAGAACUGUCAAUGUUUGUCUCUGAAAUCGGUAGCAGCUUUUCCCCCCUACCCCCUCCACAUACCCAUACAACCUUUUCAAAUUUGCAAGCUGUUGAUCUCACUCUAAACAAAACAAAAAAAAAAAA
Messenger RNA from Bacillus rossius redtenbacheri, 2561 nucleotides. Its product is annotated as neuronal acetylcholine receptor subunit alpha-7-like. The transcript is spliced from 11 exons. Lineage: Eukaryota; Metazoa; Arthropoda; Insecta; Phasmatodea; Bacillidae. Gene Ontology annotation, biological process: regulation of membrane potential; chemical synaptic transmission; signal transduction. The record is from RefSeq and is a predicted model, not a curated record. Gene Ontology annotation, molecular function: transmembrane signaling receptor activity; acetylcholine-gated monoatomic cation-selective channel activity. Gene Ontology annotation, cellular component: neuron projection; plasma membrane; synapse.